This is a messenger RNA of Pelmatolapia mariae (spotted tilapia), 513 nucleotides long. RefSeq names its product claudin-4-like. Gene Ontology annotation, biological process: bicellular tight junction assembly; cell adhesion. Gene Ontology annotation, molecular function: structural molecule activity. NCBI's taxonomy places the organism in Eukaryota, Metazoa, Chordata, Actinopteri, Cichliformes, Cichlidae. Bases 1 to 513 code for a protein of 170 amino acids. Gene Ontology annotation, cellular component: plasma membrane; bicellular tight junction. The transcript has a single exon. The record is from RefSeq and is a predicted model, not a curated record.
AUGGCUAUUUCCAUCAAGGGUUUUAUUGCCAGUAUUGCCAUCUGUUUUUACCCACACUGGAUAAUCAAACCGUCCACAACGGGUAAAGCGAUCUUUAUGACUUUAUGGAAAAUGUGCGAAGGAAUAGAGUCAACGCAGUGCACAGAGUACGAGAAUACACCUCCAUACCUGCACCUUGCCAGAGCACUUGUCAUCAUUGCCAUCAUCUUCGGGGUCUUUGGGAUCCUGCUUGCCAUUGCUGGCCAGUUCAAGUCUGGGCCAGAAGAAAGGCAAAACAGGAAAAUGACUGUGGCUUCUGGAGUUGCCUUCCUCAUUGCCGGCAUAUGUGUGAUGCUAUUAGUCUGGUGGAUCGACAAAAACAUCAAGGGUAAUUCUGACAACCCCCCUCAGCUUCCUGAGUCUGAGAAGAUGGUGAAAGGACCCGGAUUCUAUAUUGCCUCAGUCACCGCUGGACUUCUGUUCCUGGGAGGAAUCAUUAUCUGCCACUCCUUUUGUCAAAAGACGGGCAAUUGA